CAAGGCCGCUAUGCGCGCAGCGCAGGCGACAGCGCAAGCAAGCGCCACAUUUCAAAACCCACUCGCUGAGUCGGACCAGCGAGCACACCCGCCAGGGGCCGCCAACCCUGCGCUUAGGGAUGCCAGCCAGACCGGUGUAAAGGCAGAGGGUAACGGAUCCCCCUCCGUAAUUGUCGCUGUCCUGGGCACUCGGGAUGAGGGCCCCCCCUCCGAGGCCUCGCCGUUGCAUCAUCCUCAGCUUCACCUUGGGGGUUUCCCGUCACCUCACACAAGGGUGGACAGUGGCUUGGACGACUUCAUGCCUAUGAGCAAUGACUUCGCAAUUCCAGAGGCUGCAUACCAGGACUUUAUCUCUUGGCCCGAGAUACACAUGGACCUUGACAGCUACCACUGUACCCCUCCACUCGGUAGGCCACGAGACAUGUCAAUACCUGGCGUUUCCGCCUUCAGCGGGAUCCCAUCUCCCCCGGAGGUUAUGGUGUCAUCUUCUAGGACUUCCAACACGCCAGGAACCGACAUGAUGUCCGUCGAUUACGAGACCGGCUUGAAGGCCUCGGACUUUGCGAUGGCGGCCCCGGUUGACAACCCAAUCCCCGAGUUCGAGGUGGUGCUCGUUGCCGAAGGGGCGUGGAACUUCGCGCGGUGCAACCCCCCCGCCUUUACCGGAAACUGCCCGCGUACGGCGAUUGUGCAUCUCGAGUGCCUGGAGCAAAAGUCGAAGCAGGAAGGGACAUGGGGCGCGCUGGAAAAGCACAUGGAACAGUUGGACUGGGAUGUGCCUGACUUGGCGUCGGUCGUACCUCUAAGUUCUCGAACACGAGACAAGAUGCUCGCCAUUACGCAGAGCUUUCUUCACAAGGCUCUGGAUAUCCAUCGUGGAGGCCAUGCUGGAUACUCGAAACAGGGAUAUUCCCGCGCCGGAGAUUGCAACUUCAUCGUUCUCCCGCCCUCCAAGAUCCUCGAGUACUUCUUGCGCAGCUAUGUCCGCAGCUUAUCGGUCUACUACCCGUUGGUGGCUGCGGGUUGCGUGGACCCGAAUGAGAUGUUGCAGAACAACCAGGCAUCGACGCUACUUGUGCUCCUCAUGAUCGCCCAGGGCGCAGCUACUAUGCCAAUCCCUGAGGCCCGCCAUCUCUCCGCGGGGCUAGCCGAGACCUGCCGCAUUUCGCUCUUCGACAUCGUUGAGAAGGACGUCGAACUCUCGGCUGACCCCACCGCACUUCGCUGUGCGCUACUGUUUAUCGUUCUCGGCUCCUGGAGCGGGGACAAGUGGCUCAUGGACAUUGCCAUGGGGCAACGGGGAAUGUACAUGUCGAUGCUCAAGCACGCUGGUAUGCUGGAACCGGAAACUCUGGCCAUGCCGGAGUUUGGGGAUGCCGUAAACAUCGAGUUCCAAUGGCGCUCCUGGGUUCAGCGUGAGACCCGGAACAGAUUGGUCUACAACUACGUUAUGCUUGACCAAGAGCUUGGUCUAUUUCACGAUACGGCCCCCCUGUUUGCCAUCACAGAACUCCAGUGCCCACUGCCCGCGCCCGAGGUGCUGUGGAUGUCGACCAACUCAGAUGAAUGGUUUACGGCAAUGCAGUCGCUGCAUGAUUGCACGGCCAAUGUUAACCCACAGCUUCUCAGCACUACGUCGGCUGCUCCAUCUCUCUACGAGCUCUUUCAGGAUUUCCUUCAAGACAACCUCUUGGGGCGGCAACCUGGUGUCUCUCCACAGCAACUGAGGUUGAUCUUACACCCGCUACAGGCCAUGAUCCAUCAUUUUCGCCAGAUGGUUUUAUGCUUUUCCACGGCAUUCGGUACACCACACGCCAACGGGUGCUCGGUAAACAGAGGCUCAAUGCUCCACCGGCUGGAUGAGAUGCAGGUCUUGCUGCAGCGGUGGUACGACAUUACCACGAGCCACAGCAAAGAGAACCCGGCCUGUCCCGUUACCCGGUGCAACUUAAUUCUUUACCAUCUCGUCUACCUCAACGCUAUCACCGACUUCCCCGAAAUUGAGCGUUUGGCUCGCCGUGAGGGGUUCGGUGGGCUGCACUGGGAGUUAUCAAUGCGCCACGCGAAGUGCAUUUUCCAGCGCCAAAAGGCCAUAAUCCACUGCGGGCAGGUUAUCCGGCUGUUGCGCACCAUGCCUAGGGACCGCCGACCAGUCUGGUGGUCAGCCGCCAUGUACCGAGCCAUGCUGAUCCUGUGGGCGGACAGCAUCUCAAGGGUCGAUCCCGAUAUCCAAGCCAAUAAGCAUGGCAAUAUCGGGGUGCAAGACUCUAGCCCAGUCAUGAUUGAUCAACUGACCCUCGAGGAUCCCGCCAUCAUCAACUACAUGUGGAGCGGUGAGGGUGUGCCCGUGUUGGUGCCUCCGAGAGGAGCUCCGGUUGCCGUGACCGACCCCACUGGCAUUCUGGGGUGUGCUGUCAGGAACAUUGAGACCUGCUACGGCUCGCGCAUCGGGGAUGGGAUCAAACGGAAGCUGAUUUCUCUGGGGGAUAACUGGAAUCUGAAUGUCUUGGGGGGGUCUCCUUGCUAGCGCCGAGAUGUCCAGAGCCACUGUUUUUCUCGGUUUCUGUUCUUUUCAAACGCCCAGGUCUACACGGCGGCUUAGUAUCAAGAGCGGGUGUUGGCGUUUGGGGUUGGUAGGGUUGAGUGGUACUGAUCACAACACUCCCCGCUCGGGUGGGCGCGAUAUCAUUUGCUUGAAGAUAAUAAUGGGGUUUGUCUUAAUACCAUAGUGGAUUUAGGUCCGAAACUACGAC
Molecule: messenger RNA, 2753 nt
Organism: Chaetomium fimeti
Lineage: Eukaryota; Fungi; Ascomycota; Sordariomycetes; Sordariales; Chaetomiaceae
Exons: 3
Coding region: 11-2527 (838 amino acids)
Biological process (GO): DNA-templated transcription
Molecular function (GO): zinc ion binding; DNA binding
Source: RefSeq, a predicted model, not a curated record